Aureobasidium musti is the source of this 1770-nucleotide messenger RNA. Lineage: Eukaryota; Fungi; Ascomycota; Dothideomycetes; Dothideales; Saccotheciaceae. The record is from the annotation of a GenBank genome assembly.
AUGUCAGCAGAACAAAACACUCCGUCCGAAGAACUCUUCUUCGGAACACCAUCUGACGUUCUCGUCCCUUACACCCGUUCCAUCACCCCUUGUUUGGAUGGAGAAAAGGAUGACGAAUACAUCGAUGACAUCGACAAGAGUUCGAAGCAGAACCCGUUCACGAGCAAGGAUUCAAAGAAACGCCCUGCUGCAGAUGAAGUCCUCCCUGCCAAGCGCCAAAAGAGAUUCAAAAUGGGUACCAACAUCAAGGGUGGCCAUGCUCCUUCGUUCAAGCCCAUCACUGUUGAUCUUGAUGAGGAAGAUCAAAUGAUUGUCGACAUGAAGCAGCAGGGUUACAAAGAUGAUGCUAUCCGUGACCGUCUUAUCGAGAAGGGCUUCACCUGCUACGAGGCUAGAAGUGUCGCCUGCCGCUGGAUGCGUAUCCGAAAGAAGACACAAGAGUACGAGGAGAAGUUGCUCGACGAGGAGCUGACCGACUGGCAUCUUGGAGAGAAAUAUCGAGUCGAACUGGAAAAGCUCGAACAAAAGCGCUGGACUUGGACAGCUCAAAAUCUCAACAAGCGUCUUCCUCGUGAGCGCUUCUCCGCCAAGGCUUGCCGACAGCGUCAUGAAGCACGCCGUGAUGGCACUGCCCGAUGCCCUCCAGAGAUUGAUCCCAAUCCGGAGGCCCGUCAACGUGAACGUGAGGAGCGUAUCGCCGCCUACAAACUGCGCAAGGAGGAAGAAGCAAAGCGCGAUGCCGUCGAAGCUGAGGAGAAGAAGCGUGCAAAGAAAGACAACACUAGCCAGAAAAUUGCUGCUCGUCAGCGUAAGGAGGCUCAGUUUGCGCUCCGAGCCCAGAAGAAGAAGGAUGCAGCCGAGUACCGCCAGUCUCUAGCUGAAGCAGUCACUCUCGCAAAACAGCGCAAGCAAAAUGCGCUCGAUGCCGCCCGCGAGGAGCGCAUGUACAACGAGAGAAAGCACAGAUUCUCCAACCGUCUCCACAAGCAGCUGAAGAAGGAAGUGGCUGCUCUGCAGAGAAAGAAGGAGAGGAACAACGGCGUCACUCCCGAGCCUGAAGAGACUGAGGUUGUUCAUCCACCCAGGAGCAGAUACGCCUACAAGAAUACUGCCGACCAGAUUCGCAACGAGAACGUCAGUGCUACCGAGGCUGCUAUCAAUGCUCGUUCUCACGAAUUCACCGGUGUUGUGGAGCCUGUAGCUACAGCCACGGUCGAGACUCAACCUAUGCCUAUCACCAAGCUAUCUGGUCCCAGCAGGAGUGCAUCUCAGCAGCCUGCCAUCGCCGCUGACGGUUUCUCUGAAGAACCCCGUAACUGGUGCACUAUCGACGAGUUGCACAACAUCCUGCGUGCACGCGGCAUGCUUCUCAAUCGCAUGAAGGAGAACAAGAAUAUCAUCAUCUCCCGCUUGAACAACGAGGACAAGACUACCAGUAUCGAGCAGCUCAGAGAUCUGCUAAAGGCGCGCCACGAAGACUCGGCCGGCACGAAGGCUGAGUUGAUGAGACGUUUGGCUACAUCUGACGCGAAGUCUUCCAGAAAGUACCAGAACCUGCGUACAAACCGCCCACUUGACGAGAACGGCAACCGAGUCAAAGUCAAGAUGCCAGCCAAGCCAGCUGUGCCAAAGUCUGCCUCCCGCUACAAUGCUCGCGAUGUCACGAUCAAGGACGGUAAAGCCGAAGACGAUGAAGAGCCUGGCCUUAUCAACAAUGUCACUGAGGACGACAUGAAGGACAUCGUGAGUAGCUUGCUUUCAGGACCUUAG